AUGCCAGCGGAGACUACUCAGUUCCAGUGUGAUGAAGGUAAAGCUGGAACUCCGGGCUUCUCCAUCUCGUCCUCUGGCCAAUUGCAGUUCCAUGGCGGCUCUGCCUUCAUUGCCUGUGAGACUGGUCAGAAUGGUGGUCUGAAUAUCUAUACCACCAACAGCACUUCGGUUACUAAAUGCAAGAACGUCAUCUUACGUGCCGACUCUUGCGCCAGCACUGGCAGUGCCCCUGUUAUUGGCAUUCCUGCGGCUCCAGGUGCUAAUGUGACUGUCCCUGGGGGUGUUAGCCCUGGAGGAGCUGGCCCUGGGGGCACUGGAGGAGCUGGAGCCUCUGCCUCGCCUGUCACCAUCGUAUCAACGGUUACCGUAACCAACUGCGUGUGUUCUACUACUGAAGCCCCUGGUGCUCCCGGUUCUGCAGCCCCUGGUGCUAGCUCGCAAACAUCUGGUGCUCCUGCAGGUACUGCUCCUACAGGUACUGCUCCUACAGGUACUGCUCCUACAGGUACUGCGCCUGCAGGUACUGCGCCUGCAGUGGUACCAGUUGCCCCGGCUCCCACUGGUAGUGCUGCGCCGUCCUCGGCUGCGAGUGCGCAUACCUCGACUGUGCCCGUCACUCCAGUGCCUGGCCAGUCCUCCGGUGCUUCUGCAGGCACUUCUGCCAGCGCGGCUAGUACCACUCAGCCUUCGAGCCCCUGCCCUUCGUGCAGCCAGUCUGCCAGCAGUUCUUUGGCCUCCGGUGGCUCCAGCGUUUGCCCCACGUGUAGCCAGUCGGCGGCUUCGAGCGGUGCUCAUACUUCGAGCGUGUGUCCACCAAGCAGCUCCGUGUGUCCAUCAUGUCCUGUCUCCACGGCUGGGCCACCUUUCGCCAACACUACCCGUAUAUCGCCUGCGCCAGUGACAUCUACUGCGGCCAGUCCGUCCACUAGUAUCCAUCCGUUGACCAGUGUCCCUGCCAAUGCCACUUCGACGACAGCUACUUCCACCUCGUCCGCGACCGGCUGUCCCACCAAUCUCUCCGGGGAAUUCCAGUUCCCGCAUCUAAUGGUCCGAAUCGACUCGGCUAAGCCGGAUACCCCCCACGGCACUGGAUUCAACGGCACAGUCAAUUCGACCCUUGCUACCACCUUCAACUUCGAUAUCCCCCAGUCGUACUCGGGCAAGACGUGCAGUUUGAUAUUCCUGUUCCCCAGGAAGGAAGAGCUGCAAACUACUUCAUUCAGCUUCAGCGGCGACGGAAGGGUUGCCUUUGGCAAGCUUUCGCAGACCGUCACUACCUCGACCACCGAAAACAACGUUCCUUCGGUCUCGCAGGGCUUGGGAACUCUUACACUCUCCCCUGGUCACUCCUACCUAGUGUCCACCUUCUCGUGCCCGGCCGGACAGGCUGUGGCUUUUGAGAUGAAGAAUGCUGGAAGUACCGACUUUGAGUUCUUCGAAGACUGGAAUCCAUCUCCGUAUGUCCAUCUCUCUGAUAUUGAAAGAAAACUGUUUCUCCGAACAGGAUUAGCUGACAUUGGUUUUAGGCUGGGUCUAUUCAUCACCGUGUGUUAA
Penicillium daleae is the source of this 1554-nucleotide messenger RNA. RefSeq names its product putative GPI anchored cell wall protein. The coding region runs from base 1 to 1554 and encodes 517 amino acids. The transcript has a single exon. The record is from RefSeq and is a predicted model, not a curated record. Lineage: Eukaryota; Fungi; Ascomycota; Eurotiomycetes; Eurotiales; Aspergillaceae.